Molecule: messenger RNA, 1963 nt
Organism: Onychostruthus taczanowskii (white-rumped snowfinch)
Lineage: Eukaryota; Metazoa; Chordata; Aves; Passeriformes; Passeridae
Gene: BOK
Product: BCL2 family apoptosis regulator BOK
Exons: 5
Coding region: 358-999 (213 amino acids)
Biological process (GO): extrinsic apoptotic signaling pathway in absence of ligand; intrinsic apoptotic signaling pathway in response to DNA damage; regulation of apoptotic process
Cellular component (GO): mitochondrial outer membrane
Molecular function (GO): protein heterodimerization activity; protein homodimerization activity
Source: RefSeq, a predicted model, not a curated record
AGCGCCGAGGAUCCCGGUGGAGCAGAGCCGGGAUGUGCUGACAGGGAGCGGGCAGGAGGCGCUGGCUGAGCCCUGGGGAAAGCACAGCAGAGGGGCUCUCCAGAGAAGGGUGACAGUAACCUGUGAAUCCUAAACCAGGUGUCCAGUGAUGCAGAUCUUCUAAAGAAACAUGAAACCAAACCCAAAAAGAAAGCACUGAAUUGGGAAAAGUGCAACAUGAGAGCUAAAAAACUGGCCUGUGGAGAAGAGCUGCUGGGAGCUCUGACAGACCUUGAGGACAACUCCUGCAGAUUCUGAUCCAGGCUUUGGCUCAGCCUCCAGUCGGUGCACGCAGAGCUGCGGCUUCAGCAGUCCGGCAUGGAGGUGCUACGUCGCUCCUCAGUCUUUGCUGCAGAGGUGAUGGAGGUUUUUGACAGGUCUCCCACUGACAAAGAGCUUGUGUCCCAAGCCAAGGCUCUCUGCAGAGACUACAUCAACUCAAGGCUGAUCCAGGCAGGUGUCAGCUGGAGCAAGCCCGAGUACAACGCGCCAGUGCCCGGGGGUAAGCUGGCCGAGGUGUCCACCAUACUGCUGCGACUUGGGGAUGAGCUGGAGUACAUCCGCCCCAACGUGUACCGGAACGUCGCCCGGCAGCUGAACAUCUCGCUGCACUCCGAGACCGUGGUGUCCGACGCCUUCCUGGCCGUGGCCGCGCAGAUCUUCACCGCAGGCAUCACGUGGGGCAAGGUGGUGUCUCUGUACGCCGUGGCGGCGGGGCUGGCCGUGGACUGCGUGCGGCACGCGCAGCCCGCCAUGGUUCACACCAUCGUGGACUGCCUGGGCGAGUUCGUCCGCAAGACCUUGGUGACGUGGCUGAAGAGGAGAGGAGGCUGGGCAGACAUCACAAAAUGUGUGGUGAACACUGACCCCAGCCUUCGCUCCCACUGGCUCGUGGCUGCUGUUUGCAGUUUUGGGCACUUCCUCAAGGCCAUCUUCUUCGUCCUGCUGCCUGAGAGAUGAGUCUGAGCUGCCAAGCACAACCCCCUUGCCCCAUCUUCUCUCCCAGUCCAGAAGCAACAAAAAGUAACUGGAGAAGUAAUUCCAGACUGGUAAUGGCAAUCUCUGAAGAGGAGGAAGAGAAGAACUGGGACAAAGAAAAGGCUUGUUCUCCUCUCCCAUCGAGUGGGAGCAGAUGAUCAAGCACAGUCUCCUGUUUGCAGCCACACGAGCCUCUCUCACCGUUAUCCUCCCAAGAAUCUUCUUUCCCUGGGUAUCCUGCAUGUGUGGCCUGGGUGCAGCUGGGACUGUCAGGGGGCUGCUCCUCAUGGCUGUGUUGCAUGCUUCUGCUAGCACCAGGCAGAGGGGAGGAGGAAGGGAACACUAUUUGAAAUGGGAUAAGAAAAUAGGAGAGGGGGAGAGUCCUUCCUUCGCUCCAUGUGAUUGCCCUUUCAGUCCUCAGAUUUUGCCUUGUGUUGAUUCUUGUUGUUACAUCUGUGCUUAAACUUCAUCUCCUCCUUUAUCCCUGAUUCAUUUGGUGGGCUCUGCCCCAGCACAGCGUGGUGGGUUUUUAAUGAGAUAAAACCAAGUAAUCUGUCAACAGAUGCUUGUCCCUGACAUUGGAGAUGGGUCUGAGUAGCUGUGUGAGGGGCAGGCUGAGAGAGCAGCGUGUGUUUUGUUGACCCCUCUUACUGCUCUCACCCCAGUCAAGCAGGAGAGCAAGGGGCAAUGCCUUCAAGCAACGACUCAGGAUGGAAUUUCUCAAGAAGAAAAAUGUAUUUUCCACUGAGAUUCUGUCAGAGCUGAGCAUGUGAGUAGGAAAGGCUGGGGGGCAUGGGCAGAAAUAGGGAAGCAGCAAGUGAUCUGGCUGGCAUUGUGAAAGCAGUGAUCUGUGCUGACAGUAGCUGAUGUAUGUUUCUCCUUUAAUCUCUUUGAAGUACAACUCGUAGUCUUCUUUGUGGCAAACAAUAAAAGAAAAUAGGUGGUA